AUGAGCACAACUGCCACAAAUGGUCUUAAAACUGCUCCCAUGAAAAAAGUAGCAACACUUGGCAAGCGCAAGAAAUCCAUUGAUGCGGAUGACGUAAAGCAGAUUGACAAGAAAGAUGAGUUUGAUCCUAACAAGUUCUACGUCUCGCUCACGUCGCACGCUGAGCAGUUUGGUGUUGAACCCAUUCGUAUUCGGUGGGGGCAGAGAGAGCCUGACUUGCGUGGCCCAAUUAUUGGCACCAAUAGACAUCACAAAUACCGCAAUGCAAUAGGCGCACACGGUGGUUCAUACUGCAUAUAUCGCGGACUGGCAGUAGCGUCAGGUGCUAUCUCUAAGAACUCGGUGCCUGAUCUCAGUGAGACUACGCCUGCCGCCAAGAUCGGCCCCCACCCUUCGUGGUUUGACCCCGAGAAGAUGGUCACUAUUGAUCCCUUUGGAGCUUGUGUUCUGGAGGCAUUUCCGGAGUACUAUCAGAAGGGAUAUGAUAUUCGUCCUACUAUUGCUGUUACAAAGGCACAUAUGGACUUCCCGGAAAUACACGAGGCAGUUCGACUUGGCCGACUUAAGCCGGAUGGUAAGAUUUUGAAGAGCUCGUCACAGCUUGUCAUCACUAAGGCUGCGAUCGAUCCGGUGUGGUACCUUCCUGGAGUGGCUAAGCGCUUCAACACGACUGAGGCCAAUUUGCGUCAGCAGAUCUUUCAGGAGACCAACGGCAUGUACCCUGAACUGGUAACAAGAAAUGAUUUGAAGGUAUUUCUACCGCCAAUCGGAGGCAUGACAAUCUACAUAUUUGGCUCCGUUGAGGCCAUUUCAGACCCAACGAAGAAGCUGGCAGUACGUGUCCACGACGAAUGCAAUGGCUCGGAUGUGUUUGGCUCGGACAUAUGCACAUGCCGACCUUAUCUCGCCCACGGGAUUGAAGUUUGCGUGCAAACGGCUCAGGCAGGAGGAGCUGGAGUCAUCAUAUACUUUCGUAAAGAAGGCCGUGCUUUGGGUGAAGUGACUAAAUACUUGGUCUACAACCUCCGCAAGCGUCAAGAAGGUGGCGACAGCGCAGAAGAGUAUUUUAACUGCACUCAGACCGUGGCUGGCAUCCAGGAUGUGCGUUUCCAGGCGUUAAUGCCUGAUGCUUUGCACUGGCUUGGCAUCACCAAGAUUGACAAGUUUGUGUCGAUGAGCGACAUGAAGUACGAUGCUAUUGUGAACUCGGGCAUUGAGAUCGUCGAACGCAUUCCCAUUCCAGAAGAGCUAAUCCCGAAGGAUGCUCAAGUGGAGAUUACAGCCAAGGUAUUUGCCGGAUACAAUGGAGGUGACGUAUACAAGGUAGAUAAGGAAAAGCUGAAACAAGUUAAGGGUCGUGGCGACAAUGAGUAUGAAGAAUGA
This is a messenger RNA of Peronospora belbahrii, 1383 nucleotides long. Lineage: Eukaryota; Oomycota; Peronosporomycetes; Peronosporales; Peronosporaceae. The record is from the annotation of a GenBank genome assembly.